Cadophora gregata is the source of this 891-nucleotide messenger RNA. RefSeq lists its product as uncharacterized. Gene Ontology annotation, molecular function: nucleic acid binding. The transcript is spliced from 4 exons. NCBI's taxonomy places the organism in Eukaryota, Fungi, Ascomycota, Leotiomycetes, Helotiales, Ploettnerulaceae. The record is from RefSeq and is a predicted model, not a curated record. Bases 1 to 891 code for a protein of 296 amino acids.
AUGAGCGAGAGCAUCCCGAACGAGCGCAUCUUCAAUCCAACGCAGUACUUCUUGGGGCCUAACCGAGCUCAGGCCCUGGAGCAGCCAUCCGAUAUAAUCCACCACAUCCUCCACCGAGACCGGCACACCGGGCUCUCCCGCCUCGCAUUCAACAAUUUCAAAGCCAAAAAGCGAGCUGAUCGGACCUUCAGGAUCGAUGGAUCCUCCCUCGUGAUAGCCGUGGACGGUGUCAUCCAUCCUCCCAGUCGUCCUCAAAAUCCGAACCAAAGUCAACCCAUCUCGCCAAUUUGCCAAAACAGUGUGGUCUCGAGAGCAAGAGCCAGCUAUGGGAUCUUUUUCGGUCCGUCGUCGCUUCAUAAUAGGAGUGCGUUCGUGCCGAUAGGUAAGACUACUUUGUCGAGGGAAGCUGGUAUCUUGAGAGGAUGUUAUGAUGCUCUAGACUACAUUCUCAAGACUAUCUUCCCUACCCACAAUCCUCGCAUUCUCCAGACUAUAAUCCUAACCGAUUCCCCUUACCUCGUACAAUGCCUAACCGAGUACGUCUACAUCUGGGAGCGCAACGGGUAUCGCGAUUCGCGGGGCCAAUAUGUAGAGAACAGUGAGGAAUUAGCGAAUCUGGCAAGUAUGGUUUUGCAAUUUGAGAGGGCGGGUGUGAGGGUAGGUUUUUGGCUUGUGGAGGGUGAAUGGAACACAGAUGCCAGGCGAUUAGCUAGUGAAGCUGUUGACGAAGUAGAAAUGGUAGGAGAGAGUGGUCUUAGAUGUGCAGAAGUGGAGAUUCUGGACGCCAAAGGCCUGGAGGGUGAUAGGGAGGCGCUAGUGUUGGAACUGGAGAGAGCUUUUAAGCAAUACUUGACAUCAGAAGACUUUUCCCUGAAAAUACACAAAUUCUAA